This is a messenger RNA of Callithrix jacchus (white-tufted-ear marmoset), 8325 nucleotides long. It is a transcript of the gene BKGD, whose product is annotated as beta-keto-L-gulonate decarboxylase. The record is from RefSeq and is a predicted model, not a curated record. Gene Ontology annotation, cellular component: nucleus. NCBI's taxonomy places the organism in Eukaryota, Metazoa, Chordata, Mammalia, Primates, Cebidae. Gene Ontology annotation, molecular function: hydrolase activity, acting on ester bonds; zinc ion binding.
GCUGGAGUGCAGAUGAAGCAGGAUAUUUCCCAGACCUCUCUUCGGGACUUGCGGCAGGGGUGCCUGGCUUACUCAGCCCGAAGCUCUCAACCCCUCGCGGGAGGGGGCGCGCAAGUGAAUGGGGCUGGAAGCCAGGAACUCCUCUCACUCAGGCCAGCUGCACUGCACCCCUCUUGCGGGGAUCCUGGGGGUAAGCAGAUGCUACAGCCAGAGCAAGCGCUUUUGGGCACCAGCAGUAACGAACUGCAUGCAGGUCCCUCAGCAGCGUCUGUGGGAUGCCCAUGACCCCUGAAGAUCCGCAACCUGUCUCACAACCUGUCAUGCUUGUGAAGUUUUGAGAGAAUGUCUGCAUAGUGUCUGCUGGUGUCUGGUAUAUAGUGUGCACUCAAAUGCUAAUCAGUUUAGUUGGGAUAGUUGGUCUACCCCUCCAGGUGUUACCUCUGCAGCUCCAUGUCCCUUCUAGACCCUAUUUUUGGGCCAUGGACUCCCACCAAUUAGGCAGGAAAGUGUUGUUUGCCUCCAUCUGGCUCCAGGCUGUGCUCCUGGAGUUUAUGUGAGAACCUAACUCCUUUCCCAGCUCCAACUCUAAUGUUCUCCACACCUUCAACCCUUCAACACACAUAAACACACACAUACACAUGCUACCACACUGCCUGCUGUGCUAUCAGCCUGCCUGAAGUUCACAUCAUUUUAGGAUUGGACCAGCCUUCAUAAUUUAAAUUUUGGAUGGGUCUUCAUAAUUUAAAUUUUAUUAUGAAAAAGUGAUAAUCUAAGGAACUCAUUUAAUUUUUGGCCUAAAUGUCAAAUAUAGAGUAGGAAGCACAAAUAUCUGUUAUAGAAAUACUUAAGUCCUGUAUACAUUUAGACACUUAUCCACAAACCCCUAAUAAGUACAUUUCUUUUUUCUUUUUUUAAUCAAGUUAUCUUGGUCAGAAAGUAUCUCUAGUAAGUACAUUUCUAAACCAGUUACUCAAGCUACAUCCUCCCAGGAUUGGACUUUGUUUCUAUUUUGAUAGGGACAUAAACAAGUGACCUACUUUUUUACUAAAGUAAAGAGAUAGUAAAGGGAAUAAAAUUAAGAUUACAUUUGAAUUUUAACCUGUGUUUUUGUCCCUACUGCCAGCAAAAGUGUUUUAUUAUCAUUAUAAAUGAAUAUACUAUUCAUUGUGCAGAUAUUAACAUAUUCAUAAAUAAGUUAUUACCCAAUGGUUAUCUGAUAAAUAAUGUGAGAAAAUGUUAACAUUUGGGAAAUAUGGGUGAAGAAUAUACAGGAAUUAUUCGUAUGUAGUGUUUGUCAAUCUGAAAUUAUUUAAAAGAAUAAAACUGUCUCAUUUCUGAUCAAUUAUAAAUUAUUCAACCCAAAACUAUGUUUAAGAUAUUUAAGUAUGAUUAUAUAAAAUUUGAGAUCCUUUAUAAACAGUUAUAUAUAUUUUAUUUGGGAGAUCAGAUUACAUCUAUUAAAUGACGAACGGUAACAGCUGGUAUUUGAUAAAGUACUAAGGCAAAUAUAACAUCAUAAAUGUAUGCAAUAGAAUGGUUAUAGAGGAUAUGUUGUUGGAAAGUACCAGAACUAGAAUCCCAGUUUCUAAGCAACCUAUAAAUUGCUGGAAAAUUAGAAAAAAAUUUUUGAAAGAAUAUUUCAAAUGGCUGAGAAUCACCUUUCACUUGCUAAAUAAGCAUGUUAAGGGCAGAGUCCAUUGAGAUUACUGAAGUGUUCUAUUAACAAUUUUAACGAGAACUCCAGCAGUACUCUUAGAAGCACCCUUAAGAGUCUUGUCUGUGUUCCCUGUUGUGAGUGGCCUGGAGUGGGAUACCUGCCUACCUCAUAUUACUUAUAUUUUUCCCUGACUUCAUUUUAUCUCCUCCUGCUUCCAUACUUCAUCACUGAACACUUGAGAACAGAAGCUGUUCAUACUUGGUGCACUGUGGACUCUUGUGAUAAUUAACCAAGAGUAGCUCUAUUUGUCCAACCAAAUACCUAAAGAAGAAAGAAAAAUGGCUUGUGUUGAGUUUUCUUUUCAUGUGCCAAGUCUAGAAGAGCUUGCUGGAGUUAUGCAGAUGGGGUUAAAAGAUAACUUUGCUGAUGUCCAGGUCUCUGUAGUUGAGUGCCCUGAUUUGACUAAGGAACCCUUUACCUUUCCUGUAAAAGGCAUCUGUGGGAAAACUAGAAUUGCAGAAGUAGGAGGUGUGCCUUACUUAUUGCCUCUUGUAAACCAAAAAAAAGUUUAUGAUCUGAAUAAAAUUGCAAAAGAAAUCAAGCUACCUGGAGCUUUUAUUCUUGGAGCAGGAGCAGGUCCAUUUCAAACUCUGGGGUUCAAUUCUGAGUUUAUGCCAGUUAUUCAGACAGAAAGUGAAUACAAGCCUCCUGUGAAUGGAAGUUACUUUGCCCAUGUGAACUCUGCAGAUGGAGGGUGCCUACUGGAGAAAUACAGUGAGAAACGUCAUGAUUUUGAGUGUGCAUUACUGGCUAAUCUUUUUGCCAGUGAGGGGCAACCUGGCAAGGUAAUUGAGGUGAAAGCCAAAAGAAGAACUGGACCACUUAACUUUGUGACUUGUAUGAGACAGACCCUGGAAAAACAUUAUGGAAAUAAGCCUAUAGGAAUGGGAGGUACUUUCAUAAUUCAGAAGGGAAAAGUGAAGUCUCACAUUAUGCCUGCAGAAUUUUCUUCCUGCCCCUUGAACUCUGAUGAAGACGUCAAUAAAUGGUUGCAUUUUUAUGAGAUGAAGGCUCCUUUGGUUUGUCUACCAGUUUUUGUCUCCAGAGACCCAGGGUUUGAUUUGCGACUGGAGCAUACUCAUUUUUUUAGUCAUCAUGGAGAAGGUGGACACUACCAUUAUGACACUACUCCAGAUAUAGUGGAAUAUCUUGGAUACUUCUUACCUGCAGAGUUUCUCUAUCGCAUUGAUCAACCAAAGGAGACUCAUUCAGUUGGGCGAGAUUAAAUCAGCUGAUACUUAUUUAGAAAAAGAAAUAAUUACAGUUAAUUAAUUGUUGACUCAUUAAUUGAUACAUCUAUAAAACCAACAGAAAUGAUCCCGCAGGCCAGGCACAAUGGCUCAUGCCUAUAAUCGCAGCCCUUUGGGAGGCUGAGGCAGGAGGCUCACUAGAGCCUAGGAGUUUGAGACCAGCUUAGACCAGCUUGGGCAUCACAGCCAGACCCUGGCUCUAUUUUUUUAAAAAGUCAAAAAUAGAAAUGAUCUCACUACUUAAAUCCCUUUUUUUUUAACUUCAUAUGAAAGGAUAUAUUGACAUUAUAUUCUAUAUUAUUUCAUAGAUCUGUCUGAAAGAAAUUGGGAACAAAAAUAUCUAAUUGAGAUAUUCUUUAAUUUUUCACAUACCAGCUUCAUUGUUUUUUUAUUCUAUACUUUUAGCAAAAUCAGUCAUGUUUAUACCUUGAAUAUAAACAUCAGGAAUCAUGCAAUUAUUUCUACUAUGUAUUAGUAGUAACUUAUAUUUGUAUAACAUUAUUAAAUUUUGCAAAUUAGUAUCACACACCUGCUAAGUAGAUGUUUCUGAGCAUGAGAAAAAUCAGUGUUAUUACCUGCAUGACAUUAAAAAAAUUUGAAAAAGAGAAAAAGAAAAAUCUGUGUUUAGAAAUGUUGAUUGUUAUUGAAUCUUUGUAUUGAAUUUUAAACAUUCAUUCUAGUAAUCAGAGUAUACUCUUUUCAUGGAACACGGUGGCAGGUGGGGAGCCCUUUACCCUUCUGCUGAAGUUAAACCAUAGAAGUUUGCAAUUUGCCUUUCACCAACAUUAACAGGCUGGGCAUGGUGGCCGAAGCCUGUGAUCCCAGCAUAUUGGGAGGCCGAGUGGGAGGAUUUCCUGAGCCUAGGAGUUCAAGACCAGCCUAGGCACCAUGGUGAGACUCUAUCUCUAUUAUUUAAAUCUUUUCUUAAAUAAAAAAUAAAAGCACAAGUAUUAGCAACUAGUUGGUUAGCCGUAAUUCCUCCCUUGUUUGGAUUGCCCCUUAGAAGCAAUUUGUAUUUCGCUGGUAUUUGCAAGAGAAGGGGGAAAAACGGCAUCAAAAUGCAACACUGGAGUGAGCUUACUUUAAUUUGUAAUUGAGGCUGUUGCUGAACAUGACCACUGUACUUGCUGAAAUAUAAAAUUAUACUCACUGAUUGUAAUGGCUGAAAUUUUCCUGGAUGUUCUUUGAAUAAUCAUGAGCCAAAGAUCAACUCUCUAAUGGUGCUAAUGCCAAUCUUGCUAAUGUGCAAAUUUAGGAAGCCUUUAGUACUAAGUAAAUAAUUUUCAAAUAAUAUCUUUAAUUGUCUACUUUGGAUGUUAGCUAUGUCUUAUGAGUAUAAAUUCCUAUUAUUUUAAGUGUGAUUUUGAUGCAAAAAAUGAAUUUAAAAAUUUAUGAAAUAUAUUUUUAAUAUCUUACCUUCAGAGAAAAACAAUAUUAAUAGUCUUUUAUUUAACAAAUAUUUAUUGAACACCUACCCUGUUCUCUGGAGUGUACACUUUAUGCGGGUAAUGACCUUGUUCAUGACUGUAGCACUAGUGGCUUUAACAGUGCUAGCUCCAUCAAGUCAUUUAUUUAAAAUAAAAUAAAAUAACAUAAAAAAACAGUGCUAGCAAAGUAUUGCUUGGAUGAUUAUGCCAAAUACUUUACUAAAGCUGGGGAUCUGUCUAGUGGGGAAACAAUAAAUAUAUAAUAUGUUAGAUGGUAUUAAGUGCUAUGAAAAGAAAUAAAGCAGUAGAUGGAUUGUAAAGGAGGAUGCUAUUUUUUUGUGGCCAUCCCACAAUGAGACAGGAUACAUUCCACAUCCAAAAUUUGGUUCAGAUAUCCAGACUGACAGCCAGGUUCAGCAGCUCACACCUGUAAUCCCAGUACUUAGGGAAGCCAAAGUAGGAGGAUCACUUGAGUCCAGGAGUUCAAAGCCAGCCUGGGCAACAUAGAGAGGCCCCAUCUCUGCAAAAAAAAAAAAAAAAUUAAUUAUCUGGGCACGGCUGUGCACACCUGUUGUCCCAGCUGCCCAGAAGGCUGAGGCAUAAGGAUCAUUUGAGCCCAGAAGUUGAGGCUGCAGUGAACUAUGAUUGCACUGUUGCACUGUACCCUGGACAACACAGUGAGACCCUGUCUCAAGAAAAAAAAAAUGACUGAUGAAGCCACACACACACCAACAGAAUAUAAAAGGGUUGUGACUCACAUAAUGAAGCUUUCUGGGGAAAGCAGGGAAGCUCCUAAGCAAAUCCAAAAAUGACUUGACAACAGGGAAGGAGACUGACUUGGGGUUUUUAUGGUGGUUAGGAAUUAGGGCAAGAGUGAUGUUUCUUGCAUGUGGUUUGAAUUUCCCACUGAUAUCAAAGAAGGGAACAUCCAGGCUUUACUUUUUUUUUUUUUUAAGAGAUGGGGGUUCUCACUAUGUUGUCCAGGCUGGGCUCAAGUGAUCCUCCUGCCUUGGCUUCCCAAAGUGCUUGGAUUACAGGCCUGGGCCACCACAUCUCGCCAGUACCCAGGCUUUUUUAGCUUGCCAGAGGUGUGGGGCAGAAGGGGAAGUGGGGUGGGGUAAGGCUUAAAAGCCAUCAGCAGUCAAACAUAUAUUAAGUUAGAUUCUUAAUUUCAGAUUUCAGAUCUGAUUUCAGAUCAGAUUCCAGGUGUGGAGAUUAUCUGAAGUAGUCCUGGGCCUCUUCUCACUAUAAACACUUCCUUUACUCUUCUAUUAGUGUUCUCCAAAAUGGGGUACAUGGACAGCAGGUGUACAUGACCUUCCAAGGGGUGUGUGGAUAUUAGGAGAUCCACUUAUAUAUUUUAUUUCAUCCUUUUAAGUUUCUAGCUUUGUGUACGUUUCUUGUAUUAGGGAUUUCAAUUCAAAAUUAUAUUGCUAAUAGACACAAUUCAAGAAGCUUGGAGACUAGGUACAUUUACAGCAUCUAAUAGAGAUCGGGGCGGCGGGGUAAAUCAAAAUCCUUUUAAAUUUUUUCUUAGUUUUAUUUUUUUAUAGAGACAGGAUUUCACCAUGUUGGCUACGCUGGUCUCCAACUCCUGGCCUCAAAUGAUCUGCCCGUCUCAGCCUCCCAAAGUGCUAGGAUUACAGACAAGAGGCACUGUAGUGCUCUUCUUACUCUUACUCUUAAAGACCCUUACCCAAAGUGCUCUUCUUACUCUUACAUUCACUCAGUACAACACAGAAUGCGUCUGUGACCAAAUGCAUGGGGUUUUUCCCACAUACCACGCAAUUCUCCAGCGGACGUCAGCAGGGGGUCCUAUAAUUUAAUUCAUUUCCAACACUAUUUACUUGGAGAUAGCAUCAGAUCCCUCAGUUUAAUGGUUCAGUCCUCAAAGACUGCCUCCUGAUUUCUGAUGCCAAUCACAAGCUUCAGGUUGUCACCUAUAUUUCUGACUAACCCACUGUAAAUUGAGGUCUCUAUGCCCACCUCUUCAGGUUUGAUUAAUUUGCUUAGAGCAAAUCACUGAACUCAAGGAAACAUUAUACUUAUAUUUUUCAAUUUAUUAAUAAAAUAUAUAAUAAAGUAUACAGAUGAACAGCCAGAUGGAAGAAAUGCAUAAGGAAAGGCCAGCAGAAGUCUAGAGCUUCCACACUAUCUCUGGGUGCCCCACCUUCUAGGCACCUCCACAUGUUCAGCAAUUUGGAAGCUAUCCAACCCUUUUCUUUUGGAUUUUGUUUUGUUUUUGUUUUUGAGACAGGGUCUCACUCUGUCACCCAGGCUGGAGUGAGCAGUGGCAUGAUCUCUGCUCACUGAAACCUUUGCCUCCCAGGCUCAUGCAAUCCUCCUAUCUCAGCCUCCUGAGUAAUUGGGACUAACAGGUGCAUGCCACGGCAUCCAGCCAAUUUUUGUAUUUUUUGUAGAGAUGGGGUCUCACCAUGUUACCCGGGCUUGUCUUGAACUCCUGGGCUCAAGUGAUCUACCUGCCUCUUCCUUUCUUUGGGGAUUUUAUGGAGGCUUCCUUAUGUGGCAGAAUUCAUUAAAUCAUUGACUAUUGGUGAUUAGCUCACCCUUCAGCCUCUCUUUCGAGGUUGGGGUUGGGAUUGAAGGUCAUAACUCUUUAAUCACAAACUUGGCUCCUAGGCAAGAAGCCCCCAUCCUGAAGCUAUCCGGGAGCUUCUAGCAUGCAGAAACCCAUUUAUCAUUGUCAUUUCAUUAGCAUACAAAAAAGCCACUAAUCACUUUGGGGGUUCCCAGGGUUUUAGGAGCUGUGUGUCAGACUACUGGGAUGAAGACUAUUUAUACAUACUACAUAAUCUUAUACAUCACAGUGUCAUACCAUCUUUCCAAACCUAAAAUAAGAACACAGAUAAACCUAAAGAACUUUGAUCCAGCCAGGUGCAAUGGCUCAUGCCUGUAAUCCCAGCACUUUGGAAGGCUGAGGUGGGAGGAUCACUUGAGCCCAGUCUGGGCAACAUAGUGAGACCUUAUCUCUACAAAAACUAAAAAAAUUUUGCUGGGCAUGGUGGCACAUACCUGUAGUCCCAGCUACUUGGGAGGCUGAAGUGGGAGGAUCACUUGAGACCUGGAGGCUGCGCCUACAGCAAACCGAGAUGGCACCACCUCACUCCAACCUCGGCAACAGAAUCAGAUAGAUCAUGUUUCUUUAAAGAAAAAGAAAAUGUUAUCCAAAAGACCACCAGGAUGGCUAAGCAAUAGAAAGGAGAGCUUUAUUGGUGAUUUCAGCUUGCAAAGCUGGAAGAAACAGUCUCCAGCUUAUGCCACAGGUACUCUCUCUUCCCAGAGGGAAGGGAGCAGGUUGGUUUUUAUGCCUCACAUGGCCUGUAUCACACAAUAGAGUAAAACAUUAAGCAUGUUUGGGAGAAAAGUUAUGUAUAUAUGAGGGGAGUUGAACACAUGUGCAAUGGAUAAACAUAUAUGUAACACAUCCCAUGUUCACUUUGGGGUAAGGUUCUAACAUUAAAAUAAGGUGGAACUUGGCUCUUCAUGUCAAAAGGUGAACUGCUGGACACAAAGUUUGCAUGUAGUCUCUAUAAACUGGCUGAAACUGGCUUGAAGACUUCAGUUGCUUAUCAGGAAAGAAUGUUUGUAAAACUGGUUCUUUGUCCAAUCAGAGCUAUAGUGGUUUGGAUUGUAAAUCAGGGUUAGUAAGGUUCUGGCAAUUUUCCCAAUAUUUUUAGCGAAUUUAGCAAGAGUGGUUUUUCUUGUAGCCUUAGGAGUUUGCAAAGUUGGCAUGCCAGCCAAGCCCUGAACCUUCCACCCAUAGGUAACUUUCAUUUCCUUAACUUUAGGGUUCUUCUUAGUUGAUAAAGGAGCAUCUAUUUUGGUCUUUCAUAUCAUAGAACACAAUCUGACAGGGCAAUUUGUGUGACUAAAUUAGUGAAAUAUUAAAAUCUGAAUUUUCCAUAGAAAA